Messenger RNA from Sinocyclocheilus grahami, 1080 nucleotides. RefSeq lists its product as uncharacterized. NCBI's taxonomy places the organism in Eukaryota, Metazoa, Chordata, Actinopteri, Cypriniformes, Cyprinidae. The coding region runs from base 136 to 1080 and encodes 314 amino acids. The transcript has 8 exons. The record is from RefSeq and is a predicted model, not a curated record.
UACCUCUGAAAAACUGAAAGCUCUCAACUGUGGGAAUGAUACUUUCGGUUUUGUUUUUACUUAAUUCUCGCUAAACCUGCAGUGGUUUAUGAAAUUCAGACAACCAGAAUGUAAAACUAAUGCAGAACUUUUACAAUGUUCAGAUGCUUCAAUCUUCUGAUUCUGCUGUUUUGCCUCAUCUAUCAUAGCGGAACCGGCUCUGUAGGAACAUCUGAACAUCUGUCAGGAGAAAAGGGAGGCAACGUCACCCUAACAUGUGAAUUUGGGGACAGUGAGAUCCUUGGUAUUGAUUUAUUCAGUCGGUCAAACCCCAUCUCUGUUUGUCAGGAGAAAAACUGUAGCGGACGAAUAUUUAAAAAAAGAGACUGCGAUGUCAUCAUCAAGGAUCUCGUCUUCAGUGAUGCUGGGAAAUACAUUUUGAAAGUCUACUAUAAUACUCAGAAGACACAAAUCAGGGAGUACCAUCUUCAUAUUCAUGAUGAGAUUAUUGUGAAGAAAGGCAAACCACUGAAGUUAGAUGUUCUGUUGUCCAAUGCUGAUAAAGUGGAGAAAAACUCCAGUGAAGGGUGGAAGGAGAUCUGGAACCGAACUAGUGGGGUCCAGGAUGAUCAUCUGUCUGACCGUGAUGGGAACCUGACCAUUAAAGCAUUUAUGGACAGUGACACAGGAACAUACAGAGUUCUGGACUUUGAAAAUAACACCUUGAUCACAGUCACAAUCACAGAAUCUAGUACAGAAUCUGACUCAAAGAGGACAGAUGAUGACAAACCUAAUGCCCCUGAACAACAUACUGUAAAGAUUGUGAUUGGUGUACUGACUGUGUUUGGGGGAUCAGUGGAUGCUAGGAAUAUUAUUUAUAAAGUGCACAAAUCUAGUACAGAAUCUGACUCAAAGAGGACAGAUGAUGACAAACCUAAUGCCCCUGAACAACAUACUGUAAAGAUUGUGAUUGGUGUACUGACUGUGUUUGGGGUUCUGGUGGUUCUGGCUCUUAUAAUUGUUGUCAUCAAGAAAAGCCAACCUGUGAAUGGAGGUUUCUUGCCAGUCCGCUGGAUAAGAGGGACACAUGAGGACUCAUAA